This is a messenger RNA of Aspergillus viridinutans, 852 nucleotides long. RefSeq names its product Mob1/phocein family protein. The transcript has 4 exons. Gene Ontology annotation, molecular function: protein kinase activator activity. The coding region runs from base 1 to 852 and encodes 283 amino acids. The record is from RefSeq and is a predicted model, not a curated record. Gene Ontology annotation, cellular component: cytoplasm; nucleus. Gene Ontology annotation, biological process: signal transduction; cell division; positive regulation of protein phosphorylation. NCBI's taxonomy places the organism in Eukaryota, Fungi, Ascomycota, Eurotiomycetes, Eurotiales, Aspergillaceae.
AUGUUCGUGCCCUUUAGACCCUUUAUUCCCUCUGCUUCUACUUCUUCCUCAUCUACUUCUCCGUCUGCCCCGCCAUCACACCAACUCUCCGCCCUCACCCCGUCAAUCUCAUGCAGCACCAUCCAUACUUUCCGUGGUCCGCUUUCGGAGCCACCUUCUUACCUGUCUCCUGCUGUUCGCGCGCUCAAGCAGAAUCUGUGUGGACUGACACCUCCCAGCAAUGCGCGAACCAGGGCGCCGUUUAAGCCCCGGUCGGCUGCCAAGGGCACGAGCAGUUAUCAGCUGAGGCAGUUUGCAGAGGCGACUUUGGGGAGCGGGAGUUUGAGGAAGGCUGUGAAGCUCCCUGAGGGCGAGGAUGUGAAUGAGUGGCUUGCAGUCAAUGUGGUCGACUUUUACAAUCAGAUCAACCUCCUUUACGGCGCCAUCACGGAGUUCUGCUCCCCGCAGUCAUGUCCGGAGAUGAAAGCCACCGAUGAGUUCGAGUAUCUCUGGCAAGACUCGGAGAAUUUCAAGCGACCGACUAAGAUGUCCGCGCCAGAGUACAUCGAACAUCUGAUGGGCUGGGUCCAGAGCAAUAUCGACAACGAACAGAUGUUCCCAAGCAGGCUUGGAGUCCCCUUCCCCAAAGCAUUCUCCAGUUUGAUUCGCCAGAUCUUCAAGCGACUUUAUCGCGUGUAUGCACACAUCUACUGCCACCACUACCCCGUGGUUGUGCACUUGGGACUCGAGCCCCAUCUCAAUACCAGUUUCAAACACUAUGUUCUAUUCGUUGAUGAACAUCGGCUGGCGACCGGCAAGGAUUAUUGGGGUCCUCUUGGAGAUCUCGUCGACAGCAUGUUGCGGAGUGACUGA